CCUUCCCCCGCCUCCAAUGCAAACACUAACUUUUUAAACUAAGCUUCAGUUAUUAAUACCUGAACCCCAUCCAUACUACACAAUGUCCGCCGAAACCUCCUCCACCUCGCCCAUUCCCGUCGAGAAGCUCACCAGUAUCGCGACGGAGGCAUGCGAGACCGCUCUCAACGCCGUAGAAGGCUACGAGCACGCCAAAGUCGGCGACUGGAACUCCCAGAUCAUUAACACCAUCCUUAAAGCCCUCAUCACAGCUACAACCCCCUCCGCCGACACCGCCCCUCCCUUCCGCUUCACGGUAAACAGCACCAUCGUCCAACAAGGCCUCAUCGACAAGUCCGCCGCCGCAGACGGCAACCCCUCCAACACCGGCAAGCGCGGCAUGCACUCCGCCUCGGGCGCCUACUGGGACGUCAACCGCGACGGCAUGUGGACCUUCAAGUACCCUGGUGCUGAGGAGCGGGGGCUGGAUGUGGUUAUUAGCGUUACGUGGUUUGCGCUGGGUUGAGGGUUGAUAUCUAGGCUUCUUGGUUGACGCUGUUUACUUUGUCGUAUAUUGUUUGUUGCGUCUGUAUCUAUCUGUCUAUCUGUGUUGUCAGAAGCGUGCAUAUAUGCGCUGUGUGUUGAGCUGGUUUGCAUAGUUGCGGCUUUUCUUUGAUAUUGUUACUGUAUUAUUGUUAUUUCAGUUCCCGCUGUUACUUUUAUUGGGAUAUUCGGCAUAUGUCACUUUACUUUCGGUGUAUCUCCUGAAAGAGUUAUACAUAAUAGAC
Messenger RNA from Aspergillus campestris IBT 28561, 767 nucleotides. RefSeq names its product dynein light chain Tctex-type family protein. The transcript has 4 exons. Gene Ontology annotation, cellular component: cytoplasmic dynein complex; cytoplasm. Lineage: Eukaryota; Fungi; Ascomycota; Eurotiomycetes; Eurotiales; Aspergillaceae. The record is from RefSeq and is a predicted model, not a curated record. Gene Ontology annotation, molecular function: dynein intermediate chain binding. Gene Ontology annotation, biological process: microtubule-based movement. The coding region runs from base 83 to 505 and encodes 140 amino acids.